Odocoileus virginianus texanus is the source of this 3443-nucleotide messenger RNA. RefSeq names its product 1-acylglycerol-3-phosphate O-acyltransferase 5 (gene AGPAT5). Gene Ontology annotation, cellular component: endomembrane system; mitochondrion. The record is from RefSeq and is a predicted model, not a curated record. NCBI's taxonomy places the organism in Eukaryota, Metazoa, Chordata, Mammalia, Artiodactyla, Cervidae. Gene Ontology annotation, molecular function: acyltransferase activity.
GAAGGAUGCUGCUGUCCCUGGUGCUCCACAUGCACUCGGUGCGCUGCGUGCUGCCGGCCGCCGUGCUCCUGGGCACGGCGCCCACCUACGUGCUGGCCUGGGGCGCCUGGCGGCUACUCUCCGCCCUGCUGCCCUCGCGCUUCUACCAGGCGGUGGACGACCGGCUCUACUGCGUCUAUCAGAGCAUGGUGCUCUUCUUCUUCGAGAACUACACCGGGGUGCAGAUAUUGCUAUAUGGAGAUUUGCCAAAAAAUAAAGAAAAUGUAAUAUAUUUAGCAAAUCAUCAAAGCACAGUUGACUGGAUCAUUGCCGACAUCCUGGCCGUCAGGCAGAACGCUCUCGGCCACGUGCGCUACGUGCUGAAAGAUGGGCUCAAAUGGCUACCGCUGUAUGGGUGUUAUUUUUCUCAGCAUGGAGGAAUCUAUGUAAAAAGAAGUGCCAAAUUUAAUGAAAAUCAGAUGAGGAAAAAGCUGCAGCGCUACAUCAACGCAGGAACUCCAAUGUAUCUUGUGAUUUUUCCGGAGGGAACAAGAUAUAAUCCAGAACUAACAAAAGUCAUUUCAGCUAGUCAAGCAUUUGCUGCUCAAGAAGGCCUUCCAGUAUUAAAACAUGUGCUGACACCAAGAAUAAAGGCAACUCACGUUGCUUUUGAUUCUAUGAAGGAUUAUUUGGAUGCAGUUUAUGAUGUUACAGUGGCUUUUGAAGGGUCUGUGGAUGAUAAAGGGCAGCGGAAGGAAGCGCCAUCCAUGGCUGAAUUUCUCUGCAAAGAAUGUCCAAAAAUUCAUAUUCACAUCGAUCGUAUAGACAAAAAAAAUAUCCCAGAAGAACAAGCAUCCAUGAAAAGAUGGCUUCAUGAGCGUUUUGAAAUAAAAGAUAAAUUGCUUAUAGAAUUCUAUGAUUCACCGGACCCAGAAAGAAGAAACAAAUUUCCUGGAGAAAGUGUUAAUUCUAAGCUAAGUCUCAAGAAGACCUUACCAUCAUUCUUGAUCUUAAGUGGUUUGACUGCUGGUUUGCUUAUGACUGAGGCUGGAAGGAAACUGUAUGUGAAAACCUGGAUUUAUGGAACCUUGAUUGGCUGCUUGUGGGUUAGUAUUAAAGCAUAAACGAGUAGCUGUCUCCAGGCGGUGGGAUGCGCUACGCUGUUUAUUGUUGGUGGCUGCACGUUACAUCUGAUUGCUCCUGAAUUUAAUAAGAAGUGUAAAUAAAGCCUUGUUGAUUGAACAUUGGAUAAAAUAGAAUUUCUGACUAAAGCCAAUAUUCAGCUGGUCUUGGGCAAACAUACAUGGUUUUGCAACUUUAGUCCAGAAGCUGUUGGAAAGGGAAAAGGUAAACAGUUUAUAUUAUUCUGGGCAUUUCCUAUGAAAUAAUGUCAACUGCAGAAGAUUGUUAGGAUUGUAUAAUUUGUUGUUGUGUUGUAAUUCAAAUAGCUGCAUUCAUGAACAUUAAUUUGCAAUAUAUUUUACUGUAUUCAUUUUCUUUUUUUUUUACAACUUGACUGGGCCAAUUCUUAUCACUAAAGUACUUAGUGUCUUGCAACUGUGAAAUAUUUUGCCUUUUGUUUAAUUUCUCCAAGUCAAUGAAAGAAAUUGUAGUUAAGAAUCAAGAAGGGCACAAGGAAAGGGCCAGGGAAUGUUGGUGGGACAAGCUCUGUGUUAGCACCGGCUAUUAUUGUAUUGUGUUAUUAGCUGAUUUCACUUGAUAUUUGCAAAGUAGUAUUUCUAAUAUUUACUGAAACAACUUCAUUUGCACACCCUGUGCUCUAUACAGAAGAAUAAUGUAAAAAAAAGAAUUAAGUUAAAAUUGUGAUCCUGAUUCAUUGUAGUGGAACUUUAAAUUGCUCAGCUUUUUGAAGAUUUAGGCUAAGCUCCUAGAACUUCAUGACAUUUGUGCCAUAAGUACUUGAAAACCUUAAGAUUUCCUGUUAUUUUUUAUGUCGAAAUAAUCAGUGUGAACCUUUGUUAGACCUGAGUCCACAUUUAAGAUGGUGGGAGCUCUCAGACACCUGACUAGACUUACUAGCAUGUGCCUUUUGCCUGUUACCCUUGGGUUCAGCAAAAUGUCUAAUCCAAAAAUCUUGUUUUUAUGUCAUCAUGGUCGGUUUCUGUUGUACUUGAGUUCCUUUUCUCCAGACCAUCAGCAGAGGUGCUGUCCACAGCGGACGCGGGGCCUCACCCGGAAGUGCUGUGUCCUGACGCAGGCCUCACCCGGAAGUGCUGAGUCCUGAGGCAGGCUUCAACCGUUUAAGCUCUUGUGAGCCAGCCCACUGUCCGCAGCAAAGGCAUUUUGUGGUGUUUUACGUCAAGAAGGCGACUUCUUGAAUACAGACUUAAUCCAUCAGGACAGAAUGAAUUUGUUUAGUUCCCAUUAGUGUUAAUGGGGCCGCGUAAUUCAUCUGAGUCACCUGAAAAGAAGAGUGAUCUUUCAGGAACCAGUCACACAAUUUUCAGUCCUGGAACAACAAACCCUCAAGAAGAGGACCUUUUUAAAGUGUGAUCUGCUCUACUUUUAUGUUACAAUUCAAGCUUGAUUGCCUGUUAGUCCCUUAAGAUACCCAUUUUUGCUUCCAGGUAAUGGAUUUUUCCUGCAAAACUGUAUCAGUGCCCCAGAUGAAAUACACCUCUUAAAUCAUGAUAAAAUAGAAAUAAUAAUUAAGAUAAAUUUUGUCUGUUUUUCCAGAACCAGAGUAAGUUAUUUCAAGAAACCCCUCUGAAGAGUUGGGUAGUAUGAACUGGUUUGUGCAUAGUUUAGUGUGUGUAUGUAUAUACAUACAUGAGUGUGUAAUGUGUGUGUGUACACACAGUCCCACAGGAUACCAUCAGCCUCAUUAUAAAUGAAGGCGCAGGUAAAAGUUUUGUUCUUAUGCCACACUGCAGUUUUCUGUUACCCUCUAAAGUGAAAUUAUGUCAAUGCCAUGUCUUUGUUAAAAUACUCUUUAACAGUCCUAAAUUUAGAAAUAUUUCUAAUUAGAUCACAAUAAAUGUAAAUUGUGUAACUUAUUUUGAAUGUCAUAGAUAUGCUCUAAAUUUAAAUUUUAAGAAGCAAUACCACUGGAAUUAUGUUGACUGUAACUGAUUUGAAGAAGGCCAAGUGAGCUGCACAAGAUACUUGAACAGCAUGUUUCUUAUAACUAUCGUUAUAUUUUUCUCACAAAAGGUCUAUAAAAUGUUCAAAAUUUUUUUGUAUCAAAAUAUUUCAAAAAUUAGAAGCUUCUUUUUAACAUGUAUUGAUAUGACUUGAAUUAUUAUUUUCUGAAAUUAAGAACUCCAUAUACCAGUAAAUCUUUUCACAUAAUAUCAUUUAAGGUUUUGUUUAUAUUAUUGUUGACUUACAGCUAAGUUACUUGUUUUUUCUUUAAAAGACUGCAGUCAAUGUGCAUGCUUUUAUCUUUUCCACAAAAGGAUGUGUUUGGAUGAAAGUAAAAGAGAAUAAAAUCUUUCACUGUC